This is a messenger RNA of Heterocephalus glaber (naked mole-rat), 10180 nucleotides long. Lineage: Eukaryota; Metazoa; Chordata; Mammalia; Rodentia; Bathyergidae. The record is from RefSeq and is a predicted model, not a curated record.
CGGGUCAUUGGAGGAGGCCGCCACCUCGGCUGUCAGUCUCGCUGGCCUGGCCCCGCCUCCAGCGGCGCCCUGUCGCGGGACGUAGGGGGCCGCGGGGGCUGCCGGGACGGGCCCAAGAUGGCCGGCGUCCUAGGUUCCGCUUCUGCUCGCGGCCCCGCGCCCCAUUCAUUGCUCCUCUGCUGAGCGGCGUCGCGUGGCGUGAGCCGGCCCUAGGCCUCCGGGGGUUGCCCCUCCGGGCGUUGCCCCGCCAUGGCGACCUUAGAAAAGCUGAUGAAGGCCUUUGAGUCCCUCAAGUCCUUCCAGCAGCAGCAGGCGCCGCCGCCGCAGCCCCCUCAGCCGCCGCCUCAGGCGCCGCCGCCCCCGCCUCCGCCGCCGCCUGGCCCGUCAGGGCCCGAGGAGCCGCUGCCCCGACCAAAGAAGGAACUCUCAGCCACCAAGAAAGACCGUGUGAAUCAUUGUCUGACAAUAUGUGAAAACAUAGUGGCGCAGUCUCUCAGAAAUUCUCCAGAAUUUCAGAAACUCCUGGGCAUCGCCAUGGAACUUUUCCUGUUGUGCAGUGAUGAUGUGGAGUCAGAUGUCAGGAUGGUGGCUGACGAAUGCCUCAACAAAGUUAUCAAAGCUUUGAUGGAUUCCAACCUGCCAAGGCUCCAGUUAGAACUUUACAAGGAAAUCAAGAAGAACGGCGCCCCUCGGAGCUUGCGUGCUGCCCUGUGGAGGUUUGCUGAGCUGGCUCACCUGGUUCGGCCUCAGAAGUGCAGGCCUUACCUGGUGAAUCUUCUGCCAUGCUUGACUCGAACAAGCAGGAGACCUGAGGAAUCCGUCCAGGAGACCUUGGCUGCAGCUAUUCCCAAAAUUAUGGCUUCUUUUGGCAAUUUUGCAAAUGACAAUGAAAUUAAGAUUCUGUUGAAGGCGUUCAUAGCAAAUCUGAAGUCAAGCUCCCCUACGGUCCGGCGCACAGCAGCUGGCUCGGCAGUGAGCAUCUGCCAGCACUCCAGGAGGACGCAGUACUUCUAUAGCUGGCUGCUCAACGUGCUCCUGGGUCUACUGGUUCCAGUGGAGGAAGAACACCCUACACUCCUGAUCCUCGGGGUGCUGCUUACGUUGAGGUAUCUGGUGCCCUUGCUGCAGCAGCAGGUCAAGGACACAAGCCUGAAAGGCAGCUUUGGGGUGACUCGAAAAGAGAUGGAAGUGUCCCCGUCUGCAGAGCAGCUGGUCCAGGUUUACCAGCUGACUUUGCAUCACACAAAGCACCAAGACCACAAUGUGGUGACAGGCGCCCUGGAGCUCUUGCAGCAACUCUUCCGCACACCCCCGCCUGAGCUGCUGCAGGCGCUGACCACUCCUGGGGGCCUGGCUCAGCUCUCUGUGGCUCAGGAGGAGGCCCGGGGCCGCAGUGGGAGCAUCGUGGAGCUUCUAGUUGGAGGGGGUUCUUCAUGCAGUCCUGUCUUUUCAAGAAAGCAAAAAGGGAAAGUGCUCCUAGGAGAAGAAGCAGCCUUGGAGGAUGACUCCGAAUCAAGGUCAGAUGCCAGCAGCUCGGCCUUUGCAGCCUCUGUAAAGGGUGAAAUCAGUGGAGAGCUGGCAGCCUCCUCGGGGGUCUCUACACCUGGGUCCAUGGAUCACGAUAUCAUCACUGAGCAGCCCAGGUCACAGCACACACUGCAGGCUGACUCUGUGGAUCUGUCCAGCUGUGACUUAACCAGCACUGCCACCGAUGGAGAUGAAGAGGACAUCUUGAGCCACAGUUCCAGCCAAAUCAGUGCUGUUCCUUCCGACCCUGCCAUGGACCUGAAUGAUGGGACCCAGGCCUCUUCACCCAUCAGUGACAGCUCCCAGACCACCACAGAAGGGCCUGAUUCAGCUGUGACCCCUUCUGACAGCUCUGAGAUUGUGUUAGACAGUGCCGACAGCCAGUUCUCAGGCAUGCAGGUCUGCGCCCCACAGGACGAGGCUGAGGCCGAGGCCGCGGCUGUGCUGGGCAGCCUUCCUUCCGGGGCCUCGGGGUGUCUCAGAAGCUCUUCCAUGGAAGCCCUUCAGCGAGCACAUUUAUUGGAGAGCAUGGGUCACAACAGGCAGCCUUCUGACAGCAGUGUAGAUAAGUUUGUAUCAAGAGAUGAACCUGCUGAACCAGGCGAUCAGGAGAACAAGCCUUGCUGGGUCAAAGGCGACAUAGGACAGUCCACUGAUGACGAUUCUGCUCCUCUGGUCCAUUGUGUCCGCCUUUUAUCUGCUUCAUUUUUGCUCAGUGGAGGAAAAAAUGUGCUGGUUCCGGACAGAGAUGUGAGGGUCAGUGUGAAGGCCCUGGCCCUUAGCUGUGUUGGGGCAGCUGUUGCCCUGCAUCCGGAAUCUUUCUUCAGCAAACUGUAUAAAGUACCUCUGGACACUGUGGAAUACCCUGAGGAGCAGUAUGUCUCUGACGUCUUGAACUACAUCGACCACGGAGACCCACAGGUCCGAGGAGCCACUGCCAUUCUCUGCGGAACCCUCAUCUCCUCUGUGCUCAAUACCAUCCCGAACUUAAGCAUACGUGAAGAUGUUUAUUCCCUGUUCUUUGGUUUAGGAAAUACAUUUUCUCUAGCGGACUGCAUCCCUCUGCUGCGGAAAACAUUGAAGGAUGAAUCUUCUGUGACUUGCAAGUUGGCUUGUACAGCUGUGAGGCACUGUGUCCUGAGUCUUUGCAGCAGCAGUUAUAGCGGCCUAGGACUGCAGCUGCUGGUGGACCUGCUGGCCCUGAGGGGAAGCUCCUACUGGCUGGUGAGGACUGAGCUCCUGGAGACGCUUGCAGAGAUGGACUUCCGGCUGGUGAGCUUUUUGGAGGCAAAAGCAGAGAGCUUACACAGAGGGGCUCAUCAUUAUACAGGACUUUUAAAACUGCAAGACCGAGUGCUCAAUAAUGUUGUCAUCUCUUUGCUUGGGGACGAAGACCCCAGGGUGCGACACGUUGCUGCGGCAUCAUUAGUGAGGCUCGUCCCAAAGCUGUUCUAUAAAUGUGACCAAGGACAGGCUGAUCCAGUGGUGGCUGUGGCAAGAGACCAAAGCAGUGUUCACCUGAAACUCCUCAUGCACGAGACACAGCCUCCCUCACACUUCUCCGUCAGCACCAUCACGAGAAUCUAUAGAGGCUAUAGUUUACUACCAAGCAUAACAGAUGUCACCAUGGAGAAUAACCUCUCGAGAGUUAUUGCUGCUGUUUCUCAUGAGCUGAUCACGGCCACCACGCGUGCGCUCACUUUUGGAUGCUGCGAAGCUUUGUGUCUUCUGUCAGCCGCCUUUCCAGUUUGUGUGUGGAGCUUAGGUUGGCAUUGUGGAGCACCCCCACUGAGUGCCUCCGAUGAGUCCAGGAAGAGCUGCACUGUUGGGAUGGCCACCGUGAUUCUUACCCUGCUCUCCUCGGCUUGGUUCCCGAUGGACAUCUCUGCCCAUCAAGACGCCUUGAUCUUGGCAGGAAACUUGCUCGCAGGCAAUUUCCAUCUCCCACCUGUGGAGGCGGGUAAUGUGUCUACCUGUGUCACAGCUAGUGCCCCCAAGUCUCUGAGGAGUUCAUGGGCCUCUGAAGAAGAAGCCAACCCCGCUGCCACCAGACAGGAGGAGGUGUGGCCUGCCCUGGGGGACCGGACCCUGGUGCCCAUGGUGGAGCAGCUCUUCUCCCACCUGCUGAAGGUGAUCAACAUCUGUGCCCACGUCCUGGAUGACGUGGCUCCUGGGCCAGCAAUCAAGGCAGCCUUGCCUUCUCUGACAAACCCCCCUUCCCUGAGUCCCAUCCGCCGCAAAGGCAAGGAGAAGGAACCAGGAGAACAAGCCUCUGCGCCAUUGAGUCCCAAGAAGGGCAGUGAGGCGAGUGCAGUCUCCCGACAAUCCGAUACCUCGGGCCCAGUUACAGCCAGUAAAUCCUCGUCACUGGGGAGCUUCUAUCAUCUUCCUUCAUACCUCAAGCUGCAUGACGUCCUAAAGGCCACUCACGCCAACUACAAGGUCACCUUGGAUCUUCAGAACAACACUGAAAAGUUUGGGGGGUUCCUGCGCUCUGCCUUGGAUGUUCUCUCCCAGAUUCUAGAGCUGGCGACGCUGCAGGACAUUGGGAAGUGUGUCGAAGAGAUCCUGGGGUACCUGAAAUCCUGCUUUAGUCGGGAACCAAUGAUGGCUACUAUUUGUGUCCAGCAGCUGUUGAAGACUCUCUUUGGGACAAACCUGGCUUCCCAGUUCGAUGGCUUGUCUUCCAACCCCAGCAAGUCUCAAGGCCGAGCGCAGCGCCUCGGCUCUUCCAGUGUGAGGCCGGGCCUGUACCACUACUGCUUCAUGGCCCCGUACACCCACUUCACACAGGCCCUUGCGGAUGCCAGCCUGAGGAACAUGGUGCAGGCAGAGCAGGAGCACGACACCUCGGGAUGGUUUGAUGUGCUCCAGAAAGUGUCCACUCAGCUCAAGACAAACUUCACGAGUGUCACAAAGAACCGGGAAGACAAGAAUGCUAUUCACAACCACAUUCGUUUAUUUGAGCCUCUUGUCAUAAAAGCUUUGAAACAGUAUACAACGACGACCUCGGUGCAGUUGCAGAAGCAGGUUUUGGAUUUGCUGGCACAGCUGGUUCAGUUACGGGUGAAUUACUGCCUUCUGGACUCGGAUCAGGUGUUCAUUGGAUUUGUUCUGAAGCAGUUUGAAUACAUUGAAGUGGGCCAGUUCAGGGAAUCGGAGGCGAUUAUUCCAAACAUCUUUUUCUUCCUAGUAUUGCUCUCUUAUGAACGAUACCAUUCCAAGCAGAUUAUUGGAAUUCCUAAAAUCAUCCAGCUUUGCGAUGGCAUCAUGGCCAGCGGGAGGAAGGCCGUGACACAUGCAAUCCCAGCUCUGCAGCCCAUAGUCCAUGACCUUUUUGUGUUAAGAGGAACAAAUAAAGCUGAUGCAGGGAAAGAACUUGAAACUCAGAAGGAGGUGGUGGUGUCGAUGCUGCUGAGACUCAUCCAGUACCAUCAGGUGCUGGAGAUGUUCAUCCUCGUCCUGCAGCAGUGCCACAAGGAGAACGAGGACAAGUGGAAACGGCUGUCUCGGCAGGUCGCUGACAUCAUCCUGCCCAUGCUUGCCAAGCAGCAGAUGCAUAUCGACUCGCACGAAGCCCUUGGAGUGUUAAACACUUUGUUUGAGAUUCUGGCCCCUUCCUCCCUCCGCCCGGUGGACAUGCUUUUGCGCAGUAUGUUCGUCACUCCAAGCACGAUGGCCUCAGUGAGCACUGUUCAGCUGUGGAUAUCUGGAAUUCUAGCCAUCCUGAGGGUUCUCAUUUCCCAGUCAACUGAAGAUAUUGUUCUCUCUCGCAUUCAGGAGCUCUGCUUCUCUCCAUAUUUAAUUUCCUGUUCAGUGAUUAACAGGUUGAGAGAUGGGGACAGUAAUUCAGCAUCAGAAGAACACAGUGAAGGGAAACAAUCGAAGAAUUCGCCAGAAGAAACAUUGUCAAGGUUUCUGUUACAACUGGUUGGGAUCCUGUUAGAGAACAUUGUUACAAAGCAGCUGAAAGUGGAAAUGACUGAACAGCAGCACACUUUCUACUGCCAAGAGCUGGGCACUCUGCUCAUGUGCCUCAUCCACAUCUUCAAGUCGGGGAUGUUCCGGAGAGUCACCGCGGCUGCCACCAGACUCUUCACCAACGAUGGCUGUGAGGGCAGCUUCUACACGCUGGAGAGCCUGAAUGAGCGCGUGCGCUCCAUGGCGCCCACACACCCAGCCCUGGUGCUGCUGUGGUGCCAGAUCCUGCUGCUCGCCAACCACACCGACCACCACUGGUGGGCAGAGGUGCAGCAGACACCCAGGAGACACAGUCUGUCGUGCACGAAGUCACUCAGCCCCCAGGUGUCCAGCGAGGAGGAGGAGGAGGACUCUGACUCAGCCGCUCAACUGGGAAUGUGCAAUAGAGAGAUCGUGCGAAGAGGGGCCCUCAUUCUCUUCUGUGAUUAUGUUUGUCAGAACCUCCAUGACUCCGAGCACCUAACAUGGCUCAUUGUGAACCACAUUCAAGAUCUGAUCAGUCUUUGCCAUGAGCCUCCAGUGCAGGACUUCAUCAGUGCCGUCCAUCGGAAUUCUGCCGCCAGUGGCCUUUUCAUCCAAGCAAUUCAGUCUCGUUGUGAAAAUCUUUCCACUCCAACCACUCUGAAGAAGACGCUGCAGUGCUUGGAAGGCAUCCACCUCAGCCAGUCGGGCACCGUGCUCACACUGUAUGUGGACAGGCUCCUGGGCACCCCUUUCCGAGCACUGGCUCGAAGGGUAGACACCCUGGCCUGUCGCCGGGUAGAAAUGCUGCUGGCUGCAAACUUACAGAGCAGCACAGCCCAGUUGCCAGCAGAAGAACUGAACAGAAUCCAGGAACAUCUUCAGAGCAGUGGGCUUGCGCAGAGACACCAAAGGCUGUAUUCCCUGCUGGACAGGUUCCGUCUUUCCACUGCACAAGACUCACUCAGCCCCUUGCCCCUGGUCACCUCCCACCCGCUGGAUGGGGAUGGGCACAUGUCCCUGGAGACAGUGAGCCCAGACAAAGACUGGUACAUCCGCCUUGUCAGGUCCCAGUGUUGGACCAGGUCAGAUGCUGCACUGCUGGAAGGUGCGGAGCUGGUGAAGCACCUCCCCGCCGAGGACAUGCGUGUCUUCAUGAUGAGCUCGGAGUUCAACCUAAGCCUAUUGGCCCCGUGCUUAAGCCUCAGCCUGAGUGAAGUUGCAGCUGGCCAGAGGAGCCCCCUUUUUGAAGCAGCCCGUGGGGUGACUCUGGACCGUGUGACCAGCAUCGUUGAGCAGCUUCCUGCUGUCCAUCAAGUCUUCCAGCCCUUCCUGCCCACACAGCCCACAGCCUACUGGAGCAAGUUGAAUGGUCUAUUUGGGGAUGCCACAUUGUACCAGUCCCUCACCACACUGGCCCGGGCCCUGGCACAGUACCUGGUGGUGGUGUCCAAAGUGCCUGCCCAUUUGCACCUUCCUCCUGAGAAGGAAAAAGACACCGUGAAGUUUGUGGCGAUGACCCUGGAGGCCCUGUCAUGGCAUUUGAUCCACGAGCAGAUCCCACUGAGUCUGGACCUCCAGGCUGGGCUGGACUGCUGCUGCCUGGCCCUGCAACAGCCUGGUCUCUGGAGUGUGGUCUCCUCCGCCGAGUUUGUGACCCACGCCUGCUCCCUCAUCCACUGUGUGCGAUUCAUCCUGGAAGCUGUUGCAGUGCAGCCUGGAGACCAGCUUCUCAGUCCAGAAAGUCGGACGCGCACCCUAAGGGCCGUCCAAGAGGAGGAAGUAAAUGUAGACACACAGAAUCCCAAAUUCAUCACCACGGCCUGUGAGAUGAUGGCAGAGAUGGUGGAAUCCCUGCAGUCGGUGCUGGCCUUGGGCCACAAGAGGAACAGCAGUGUGCCUACAUUUCUCACAGCGGUGCUCAAGAACAUUGUGGUCAGCCUGGCCCGCCUCCCCCUCGUCAACAGCUACACUCGAGUGCCGCCCUUGGUGUGGAGACUCGGGUGGUCCCCCAAGCCAGGAGGGGACUUUGGCACUGUGUUCCCCGAGAUUCCCGUGGAGUUCCUGCAGGAGAAGGAAGUCUUCAAGGAGUUCAUCUACCGCAUCAACACUCUAGGGUGGACCAGUCGUACCCAGUUUGAGGAAACUUGGGCCACCCUACUCGGUGUCCUGGUGACCCAGCCUCUUGUGAUGGAGCAGGAGGAGAGCCCGCCUGAGGAAGACACAGAGAGGACCCAGAUCCAUGUGCUAGCUGUGCAGGCCAUCACCUCCCUGGUGCUCAGUGCCAUGACCGUGCCUGUUGCUGGCAACCCAGCAGUGAGCUGUCUGGAGCAGCAGCCCCGGAACAAGCCCCUCAAAGCUCUUGAUACCAGGUUUGGGAGGAAAUUGAGCAUGAUCAGAGGGAUUGUAGAGCAGGAGAUUCAAGCGAUGGUUUCCAAGAGGGAGAAUAUUGCCACCCAUCACGCAUACCAGGCAUGGGAUCCUGUUCCCUCUCUGUCACCCGCCACUACAGGUGCGCUCAUCAGUCAUGACAGGCUGCUGCUGCAGAUCAACCCUGAGCGGGAGCUGGGCAACAUGAGCUACAAGCUGGGCCAGGUGUCCAUUCACUCCGUGUGGCUGGGGAACAACAUCACCCCUCUGAGAGAGGAGGAGUGGGAUGAGGAGGAGGAAGAGGAGGCUGAUGUCCCUGCACCUGCAUCCCCACCCGUGUCUCCAGUCAACUCCAGGAAACACCGGGCUGGAGUCGACAUCCACUCCUGUUCACAGUUUCUGCUCGAGUUGUACAGCCGGUGGAUCCUGCCCUCCAGCUCGGCCAGAAGGACCCCGGUCAUCCUGAUCAGCGAAGUGGUUCGCUCUCUUCUCGUCAUCUCAGAUUUGUUCACUGAGAGGAACCAGUUUGAGAUGAUGUAUUCGACGUUGACGGAACUGCGGCGGGUACACCCUUCGGAAGAUGAGAUUCUCAUCCAGUACCUAGUGCCGGCCACCUGUAAAGCGGCUGCUGUCCUCGGAAUGGACAAGGCCGUGGCAGAGCCAGUCAGCCGCCUGCUGGAGAGCACCCUCAGGAGCAGCCACCUGCCCAGCCAGAUCGGAGCCCUGCAUGGCAUCCUGUAUGUGCUGGAGUGCGACCUCCUGGAUGACACCGCAAAGCAGCUCAUCCCGUACAUCAGCGACUACCUCCUGUCCGGGCUCAAGGGGGCAGCCCACUGCGUGAACGUGCACAGCCAGCAGCACGUGCUGGUGAUGUGUGCCACUGCUUUUUAUCUCAUCGAGAACUACCCGCUGGACGUGGGGCCUGAGUUUUCAGCGUCAGUCAUACAGAUGUGUGGAGUGAUGCUGUCCGGCAGUGAGGAGUCCACUCCCUCCAUCAUCUACCACUGCGCCCUCCGAGGCCUGGAGCGCCUCCUACUCUCCGAGCAGCUCUCCCGGCUGGACACAGAGUCCCUAGUCAAGCUGAGUGUGGACAGAGUGAACGUGCACAGCCCACACCGGGCUAUGGCCGCCCUGGGUCUGAUGCUCACCUGCAUGUACACCGGAAAGGAGAAAACCAGUCCAGGCAGAACUUCAGACCCUAACCCUGCAGCCCCAGACAGCGAGUCCGUGAUUGUGGCCAUGGAGCGGGUGUCUGUUCUCUUCGAUAGGAUCAGGAAGGGCUUCCCCUGUGAGGCCCGGGUGGUGGCAAGGAUCCUGCCACAGUUCCUGGACGACUUCUUCCCACCCCAGGAUGUCAUGAACAAGGUCAUUGGAGAGUUCCUGUCCAACCAGCAGCCGUACCCACAGUUCAUGGCUACUGUCGUGUACAAGGUGUUCCAGACUCUGCACAGUGCCGGACAGUCGUCCAUGGUCCGGGACUGGGUCAUGCUGUCCCUGUCCAACUUCACGCAGAGGACCCCAGUUGCCAUGGCCAUGUGGAGCCUCUCCUGCUUCUUCGUCAGCGCGUCCACCAGCCCCUGGGUGUCAGCCAUCCUCCCUCACGUCAUCAGCCGGAUGGGCAAGCUGGAGCAGGUGGACGUUAGCCUUUUCUGCCUAGUCGCCACAGACUUCUACAGACACCAGAUAGAGGAGGAGCUCGACCGCAGGGCCUUCCAGUCUGUGUUUGAGGUGGUCGCGGCACCGGGAAGCCCGUACCACCGGCUGCUGACUUGUUUGAGAAACGUCCACAAGGUCAUGACUUGCUGAGCGUCUGUAGCAGCAGAGGCCUGAAGGAGGUGGUCUGAGUGAGCCCUGCCUCUGCUGGGGCCACCUGGGUCAUGGCAGGCUUCGGUUCGUGUCGCAUGAGCUGGCCGGGUGUGCGUGUGUCUCUGCCCUGAGACAGAAGUGCACUUUGCAGCAAGGGCUGUGCAGGGAACACACAGCAGAUUGGGCUUGAACCUGAGUCCUGUGCUGGCGGCCAUGCAGCUGGCAGGUGUUGUUCCUCCUAGCAUUCACCUGUCCGCUUCGUGGGGUGGCAGGGGCCCUGCGUCCAGGCAGGAGCCCUUGCUCUUGGAGGUGGCCCUGGCCUCCCUGUCCCACAGACUGGUGCACUGCCAGCGGGCUGCAGAGCCCUCCCUGUGUCUCCCCAAUGGGGUGCGCCUGCCACUCCCGUGUCUGGAUGCUGUGGUGUGUGGAGGGUCAGGCCAGGAGGCCCCAGAUGCCCAGUGCCAGUCUCCCUUUCUGUUUUCUUCUCAGGACUUAAAAUUUAAUUAUAUCAGUAAAGAGAUUAAUUUUAAUGUAA